AGACUUCAAACACACCGGAAGCCAAAACAGGUGGUCCAGUGCUUUCAAUCGCUUUAUUAAGCAAACGGUAACAAAAACACAAGACAGAAAACAGAGGCACAUUUGGAGCACACCUAUCGGUGGCCUCAACUGACACCGUCACUGAACACCACAGCGGCUAAUGCUAACCAGGAAGUCAGCCACAAGUAUGCCGCAAACAUUCGAUGUUCACUUCCAUGUUGCUGACCGGACCGGACCGGACCAGACCAGACCUGCCUUUCAAAGGGUUAACAGAUCCGGGGUUAUCACUGAACCUGCUUUCGAAACGGACGCCGGACGUAACAACAAAACUGCCUCUGCAAGGCCAAGUUGAUGUCCUGUUGAAGGCAGUCGGCGACACCCCCAUCAUGAAAACUAAGAAAUGGGCCGUGGACAGGAGCAGAACGGUGCAGUCGCUUUCUCAGUUCAUCUCUCGCUUUCUCAAACUGGAUGCCAAUGAACAACUGUUCAUUUAUGUUAACCAGUCGUUCGCGCCAUCACCGGACCAAGAAGUGGGGGUCCUCUUUGAUUGUUUUGGAAGUGACAGCAAGCUGGUUCUGCAUUAUUGUAAAUCUCAAGCUUGGGGUUGAUUUCAGUUUUGGCCCUGAUUUGUCCAUUUUAAAGGUGACGAUAUGAAUUUGUGAACAUUGUUUUCCACCAAUAAGAUUCUGUUAACAUCAGAGCUAACCCAUUUUUUAUGUUUCAUGUACAUAUUGUAAAUAAAUUCUCAACAAUAU
Messenger RNA from Hippocampus comes (tiger tail seahorse), 755 nucleotides. RefSeq names its product ATG12 autophagy related 12 homolog (S. cerevisiae) (gene atg12). Lineage: Eukaryota; Metazoa; Chordata; Actinopteri; Syngnathiformes; Syngnathidae. Bases 204 to 608 code for a protein of 134 amino acids. Gene Ontology annotation, cellular component: autophagosome membrane; cytoplasm; Atg12-Atg5-Atg16 complex. Gene Ontology annotation, molecular function: Atg8-family ligase activity. The record is from RefSeq and is a predicted model, not a curated record. The transcript has 5 exons. Gene Ontology annotation, biological process: glycophagy; autophagosome maturation; autophagosome assembly.